AUUCAAUUUAAACACUUUUGCUCUCUUCAUGUAGUUUGUGUCAACGACGUAACUGCAUGUAAUAACGCAGGUCUAACUAUAAAUGUCACAUGUCAAGCAGCAACAUCCGGUUCAAGUUGCGUUGAAGAUGUUGUAAACGGUCGAGCAAAUAUGACUAUGGCUGCAGCUGAUCACAUGGUCCAGAACGCUGAAAAUCUCCAAAUUGUCAUUGGUCAAAAACUACCUGGGCUCGACAACUUUAUUCAAUAUUACGGUCUGGCUGUCGUCAAGAAAGGAACUACUUUUAAUUUCAACUCCCUGCGAAAUCAAAAAUCCUGCCAUACUGGUGUAGGAAAAACUGUCGGUUGGAAAAUCCCUGUUGGUUACAUGAUUUACAAUAAAAUAAUGACAUACACAGACAACCAGUAUAAAUCCGCUUCGGACUUCUUUGCUGAAAGUUGUGCACCAGGUAUUAAUGGCAUCUCAGGAGUCAGUGACGCAGUGAAGACAGAUCUUUGCUCUUUGUGUAACGGAACAUGCGCUAAAAACUCAACUGAGCCAUACUAUGACUAUAUGGGAGCUUUCAAAUGUAUGGCUGAUGGUAACAAUGAUCGCGUUGGUUUUGUGAAGGAAACGACAGCUAGUGACUUUUUAAAGAAAUAUUCCAAUUAUGGAAAACUUGGAGACUAUAAACUACUUUGUCCAGAUGGAACUACAGCUGGUAUGAAUCAAUACAGAAAGUGCCACAUCGGAACAAGACCAUUGUACGCCAUUGUCACUGGUAAAUCAACAUCGUCUCAAACAAUCAAAAGCAUCCGAAAUAUGUUGGAAGGAGUUAAUAUCACUAAGUUAACGGCAGCUGGAAUAGCAUACAAAAAUGUAGAAAGAUUGGUGAGGUAUAAUGGUGCAUCUGUUAAAGAAUAUGUUGGAUCAUAUGGAAAUUAUUUUAAUUGUCUUAAUGGACCACUGAAACCAAGUGCAGCGCCAUCUUUGACAAUGACACCAAGUCCAUCGCCAUCUUCGACAAUGACAACAAACACAUCGUCACCUUCGACGACACCAAGUGCAGCGCCAUCUUUGAUGCUGUCACUAACUUUGCAAAUCGCCGCCAUUUUGGUUUACUGGUUCGUGGCUUAAAUCACGCAGCUACUAGUUUACAACUCAGUGUUCUUGUGAAGUAAACUGAACAUUACGGGUGCUCGUCUGUGAUAACAUUUUACAUCAUGUCUCAACUAACAGUUUUUCUUUAUAGUUUGAAUUCUGUGUCUGUGUGUAACAAUUUUAUAAUCAAUCACAAGAAUUUUGUAAAUUGUUACUCUUUCCUAUUUUGUUACCUAAAUACAAUUUGUAACCUACAAUCUAACUUUAUCAUUUUCUUGUCUGUGAAAUUAUACUUUAACUUCACUUA
Xenia sp. Carnegie-2017 is the source of this 1387-nucleotide messenger RNA. Its product is annotated as serotransferrin-like. Gene Ontology annotation, cellular component: plasma membrane; recycling endosome; early endosome. The transcript has 5 exons. NCBI's taxonomy places the organism in Eukaryota, Metazoa, Cnidaria, Anthozoa, Malacalcyonacea, Xeniidae. Gene Ontology annotation, biological process: iron ion transport. Bases 151 to 1116 code for a protein of 321 amino acids. The record is from RefSeq and is a predicted model, not a curated record.